GGUUUGUGACGGAAAGAUGGGGCAAAUAUACGGUUAAAGCUUACAUUUACCUUUUCUACCUGCAGAUCAAAGUUGUCUUCCAACCACGCACUGAAAAACGUCCGCCAUGGACAACGCCACCGCCAAUACUCCUACGGCGGAACCACAAGAUGCUUCCUUGGCCAUGUCCACUGUAGCUGUUGGUGAUGAAGAGACAUCCUCCUUAGCGUAUCAUGAUUGGAGGGCAUUGAUCCCAUCAAUCUUGUCGGACCGUGGCCUGACUUGUACCGAGCAGACCAUGGAGUCGGCGGCGUCACUACUGGAACAGGGAUGGCUGGGGAAUUUUACUCAAGCCAGCAGCUUACUGUCAACACAAGUAGAGGCUUCCUUGAUGGAAUCAUUCAUCGAAGACGACUACGAUGGAGCUCUGCAUCUUACGACACUCGAUGACGAACAAGGCAAACCGGUUGGAUUUGUCUUUUGGAGACAAGUGCCAGAAGACGAAAUGAAAGAUUGGAUUCAUUGGGAAAAUCUACAAAAGAAAUUGAGGGGCGAGCAGCAGCAGCAACUCAAACAAGCACAACCCGAUAAAGAGGAUCAGGAGGUUCCCGUAGAAGAUGGUCUGUCCUCUUUGCCAAAUCACUCCAAGAGACGGCGGAUGCGACAAUCGAUUCAAAUGGUGCGGGGUGAAAGCAUUCGUUGGCUCGAAGUGGCCUCUUCAGAUGCCGCCAGACGAAAUAGCUUGUUGAGAUCCUCCACUGCUCCUUUGGAAAGAUUGACGCAUUCCUGGGUCAAGAUUGAACUCUUGGCCGUUCAUCCCGAUCAUUUCAAGCGCCAUAUUGGAACGUUGCUCAUGGCGUGCGCCAUGUAUCGAGCCUAUCAAAAGGGAGACGAUCACAUGAUUUUGCAUGUGGCAGGAGGACACGAAAAUGUUCCGGCAUUGAGACUCUACGAAAAGUUUGGGUUCUUACCCGUUCCACAGGGGACUGUCUUUCACAAACCCGACAAGGAUUUGUUCGUGUUGGGGCAUGUGGGAGAGUCCUUGCAGCGCCUCUGUUGGCCAGCGUUAGAGGUCUAACACCGAAAGGAAAACCAAACCAAUAAAUACAAUCCUUCAUGAAAGAACUUAGCUUGGCUUGCUAGCUAGUGACAUGAGUCGAGUCCUGUCUGCAGGCGUGCACUUGUGGGAGGCUGAGGUCUUGUUGUGUCGUGGGAAUUCUUAGGAUUCUUUGGGAUGGCGCGAUUUUUGCUUUGCAAUGACAUCCAACGACCGCAAGAACGAGCUGCCGAUUCGAUUCCGCCAACUGCUGCGAUCGUUGGUACAUGAAGCUUAUGUCAAUGUUGGGUUUCUCCCGCAACCUCUCAUGAUCGAAUUCCGACCAUGCCGAUUGCCAAAUGAGGUUUCAAGCGAUUGCAAGCUCAGGAACCAAACCAGACGAAUGAAGAGUAUGUAGCUAGCUACUAGGGUGUAUGGCUAGAGGGCGGCCUUUUAAAGUAAAAAGAAGUUGAUUAUGU
Seminavis robusta is the source of this 1494-nucleotide messenger RNA. Lineage: Eukaryota; Bacillariophyta; Bacillariophyceae; Naviculales; Naviculaceae. The record is from the annotation of a GenBank genome assembly.